GAUACUCGAAAUUACAAAGAAAUAUCUUCGAAGUGUCCUUUUUAGGGAAAAAAAAUGUUUUCUAAUUUGGAAAGUUCAAAGAAAAAUUUUCAUCUUUUUUUUCCCCAGCCUUUUCCCAUUUAAACCAGUUAUUAGCUUCCAUGAACUCAUAGGCAUUCAAGAAAGAGAGAUCAAACAGGAGAAAAUGGGCGUGAAAUUAGUGUCUCAAAUCAGUUUCAGUUUAGAAAUAUUGCUAAUAAGCAUUCAGCUGGUAGUGGCAGCGCCGCGCAUUUCAAAGCCCAACUGCGCAGACCAUUGCGGAGAUAUUAGCAUUCCGUAUCCAUUCGGAAUGGGUGAUGAUUGUUAUAUGGAGGAUUGGUUUGAGAUUGAGUGCGACAACACAGUCAAUCCUCCUAGACCAUUAUUAUCUCGCGUCAAUCUGGAAGUGUUCCUUAUUGAUCUUGAUCUUAGCGCAAUUGAAGUCGAAAGUCCAAUAAUAUCUUCCAAUUGUUCAGGCUUGGAAAAUGGUUUGCUUGUGAAUUUGACGGGAAGCCCUUUCUUUUUGUCCGACGAGAAUGUGUUCACUGCAACAGGUUGCAACACCCGUGCUUUACUCACUCAUAAUUCCCCCCAAUUGGUUGGCUGCGAUUCAACAUGCCUUGGCCAGAAGGAUGACGUUGAUUGGCGAGAAAUGCUUCCUAAACUCAGAAAAAAGGCUUCCGAUAGAGAUUGGUUAACGGAUUAUUGUAAUGGAUACAAUUGCUGCCAAACAGUGAUCCCUUCAUUGGUUAUGGUUUUCAAUCCAACUUUACAGGAUAAAGAUGCUAAUCGAAACAAAAGUGGUUGCAAAUUGGCAUUCCUAGCAGGCGGAUCAGGACUCAAAUCAUGGAGGAAAAAGGAUCCAAAUGUGCAGUUUCCAAUGCUGAUAGAUUGGAAGAUCAAUUCCACCAGAAGGAAAAUUGUUGACCCGGAAGCCGUGAAUUGCUCCAACUACAAUGAUCACUCUUUCGAUGAGCCAGCGUUCCGUUGUUCUUGUAACCCUGGGUUUGAGGGCAAUCCUUACCUUGGAUGCACAGAUAUUGAUGAAUGCAAAGAUCCAAAUUAUGACCAGUGUCUACGAAAAAUAUUAAAAUGUGUGAAUACUCAUGGAUCUUAUAGAUGUGUACCGCAAACAAAAUGGAUUAUAAUUUUUGGUAUUUGUGCUGUUGUUAUAGUGUUGACUGUGCUUAUUAUCGGAGCAAGGAGGUUAAAUAAAAAUAUACAGAAAAGGAAGAAUAUCAAGCGGAGGGAAAAGUUCUUCAAAAGAAUGUUACAGCAACAUGAGAGUUCAAGCCAAGACAAUAUUGAGAAAGCCAAAAUAUUCAGUUUAAAAGAAUUAGAAAAGGCAACUGAUCACUUCAAUGUGAACAGAAUUAUAGGCCAAGGUGGCCAAGGUACUGUUUAUAAAGGAAUGUUGGUGGAUGGAAGAAUUGUUGCAGUUAAGAAAUCCAAUGUAGUAGAUGAAUCAAAAUUUGAACAUUUCAUUAAUGAAGUUGUGAUUUUAUCACAGAUUAAUCACAGGAAUGUUGUCAAGCUACUUGGAUGUUGCUUGGAGGCAGAAUUUCCUCUGCUUAUCUAUGAGUUCAUCUCCAAUGGAACACUUUUUCAGUAUCUACAUGAACAAGUUGAUGAGGAAUUUCCAUUAUCAUGGGCAACGCGUCUGCAAAUUGCCACUGAAAUUUCAGGAGCACUUUCCUAUUUGCAUUCUGCAGCAGCUAUACCAAUAUUUCAUCGAGACAUCAAGUCAAAAAACAUACUCCUGGAUGAAAAGUAUAAAGCAAAAGUAUCAGAUUUUGGAAUUUCAAGAUCGGUUGCAAUAGGACAAACACACCUUACAACUAAAGUACAAGGAACUUUUGGGUACUUAGAUCCGGAAUAUUUUCAGUCAAGUCAGUUUACAGAGAAAAGUGAUGUAUAUAGUUUUGGGGUUGUGCUGGUUGAGCUCUUGACAGGACAAGAACCAAUUUGUUCAACAAAGUCUGAAGAUGUAGUGAGUUUAGCGACAAGUUUUAUUCAAAUGAUGGAAAGUAACAGACUUUUUGAGAUAAUUGACCCUCGAAUUGUGGAGCAGUAUUCUAUUAAGGAAGAAGUCAUGGUUGUUGCUAACAUUGCAAAGAGAUGCUUGAACCUUAGUGGAAAGAAGCGACCUACAAUGAAGCAAGUGACGAUGGAAUUGGAGGCGAUAAGGUUCUCUCGUGAAAAUGCAUGUAUUGAAGAAAAUUGGGAAGAAAAUGAGUUAGACCUUCAGGACUUUGCUGCUGCAUCUACUUCAAUACUGGUUUCUACCACUGCUUGGUAAUUAAGAUUGUAUUCAUUCUGUAGCUAGGAUUUUGCUUUCACUGGCCUAUUUUAUAACUUAGAUAUGUACAUUAAUUUUUUUUUUUUUAAAUUGUGAUAAAAAGAUGGUUUUUCUUUUUGCUAUUUUA
Messenger RNA from Manihot esculenta (cassava), 2444 nucleotides. RefSeq names its product wall-associated receptor kinase-like 8. NCBI's taxonomy places the organism in Eukaryota, Viridiplantae, Streptophyta, Magnoliopsida, Malpighiales, Euphorbiaceae. Gene Ontology annotation, molecular function: protein serine/threonine kinase activity; ATP binding; calcium ion binding. The transcript is spliced from 3 exons. Gene Ontology annotation, biological process: protein phosphorylation; cell surface receptor signaling pathway. The record is from RefSeq and is a predicted model, not a curated record. The coding region runs from base 185 to 2317 and encodes 710 amino acids. Gene Ontology annotation, cellular component: plasma membrane.